Molecule: messenger RNA, 3152 nt
Organism: Zophobas morio
Lineage: Eukaryota; Metazoa; Arthropoda; Insecta; Coleoptera; Tenebrionidae
Exons: 27
Coding region: 273-3020 (915 amino acids)
Biological process (GO): mitotic chromosome condensation; meiotic chromosome condensation
Cellular component (GO): condensed chromosome, centromeric region; condensin complex
Molecular function (GO): histone binding
Source: RefSeq, a predicted model, not a curated record
CUUCCAAAGAUAAGCCUUUUGUUUUGUCUAUUAUUAAGUCUAUUGUCAAAAAUUGCAGUCGUCUGAUUGACGUGAUUAGUUUCUGCUGUAAUUUAAUUCCUAAGAAUUUUGAUCAUCUUCCGGAAUUUCUUGCAGAGGCUUUAGCUGAGAUCAAGCGUGCUAGCAGCCACGAUCCCAUUCCGGACAUAAUUAGAGAACUGCUUCACGGGGCCCCUCAGGAUGCGGCUGUGGACUCAUUGGGGUUUAAAAACACUUGGCUUUUUGUAACGCACAUGGUGGACCACGCAGCGGACUCCGUCUACCAUUCGCUCUCAACUCUGUUCCCAUUUUUGGAUAACUCACAAGUCCUGGUUCGGUCGCACCUCGUGGGUAUUUUUGGCCUUCUGCUUUCUAAAGACUUUUUCAAGGAAACCGAGAACGAAACUGUUCUUAAAACGCGCGAUGAAUUAUUUUCUCUUAUAUUGGAGCGCCUUAAUGAUGUUAAUGCACCAGUAAGAAAAAAAGUCAUCAGCACGCUUAAAUAUGUUAUUUCGCAGAAAUGCAUCCCGAAAAACUACAUGCACCAUGUGCUGGUAGCUGUGAGCGAGAAAGCCUUUGACGUGAAGAAAUCGGUGAGGGCUCAGGCCAUUAAUUGCAUCUCCUCGUUUAUCGAACACAACCCCUUCGGCGGAUCCCUCGUGCUUUCCCGCUUCGAGGAAGGUCUAGCCCGCGAGAAGAAGGCUCUCGAGUCUAUGGAAACCCACGUUGUAACAGGCACUCAGGGCUCAGCUUCCGUCGACCUGGAGCUUCAGGCUGUCCAGUUGAAGCUUCUGUAUUACGAGGACGGUGCACGCUUUAUCAACGAGAUCCACCGCAUUGCCCGCGAAAUCCACGUGUUACUCGAUUCCGGUUCGGACUCGGAUGUGGUGGAGGCGCUGGCCUUCUUUGUGUGCUGUCAUCAGUUCCAUAUUGAAGAAAUAGUUUCCUCGGUCCCUGCCAGACCGACGGACACUACGUGUCGUAUUCUUAGUCUGAUUUGGCGCAAAAACCUCCAAAAGCACGUGUGCGAUGCUUUUGAAGCUUUUUUUUUCCGGCCUUGCGAUCCUGCCAACCACGAGUCCUACAUUAGUCUCGUGGUCAAGAACCUUUUGCAUGUCAUGAGCACGUGCGACGACGUUGUUUUCUAUUCUGCUCAGAAGCUGCUUCGUUUGCUUUGCAAGAACGGUUGCAUCACCGAUCCUAUGGUCAAGGUCCUUUGGGACACUUUUGCCCUCCGCGUGCCCAAUACUAGCGAAGCACAAAGCCUCCAGGCAAUCCGCAUCCUCGCGUGUGUCUCCGGGUUAAUGGCAAACCACUUGAACAAGAACCUUCCGUAUAUUUUGGACAGCAUCUUUGGUGAUCGCGGGCGGAAAGCUCCCCUUCUCGUUCUCUACUCUGCUCUGGCUAUGAAGAGCCUCCAUAAAACGCAUCACGUGCUUAGCAACGAGGAUCCGUUCUUUUGCGCGUUAUUGGACUUCCUCGCCCACAUGCCCAACUCCGAGGAGGAAAUCCAGCUUACACAGUAUACAUGGUAUGGCGCUGCAGCUGCCGUUUUGGACCUUAUCUACCGAUUGGCCAAUGAUCCACCGGCUCUCUGCUCGAGUUUACUCGUCACUUUUUACAAAUCACUAGAAAAUUUGGUGGCCAAGGAGAGCCAGUCAAUAAAUGGCCUUAUGGAAAAGCACGAGUAUUUACUUGGCCGGGUGUUAUUUUUGGUUGGCCAUGUUGCCACGAAGCAGCUCGUGUACAUGGAAGAGAUUGGCGAGCGUUUAAAGAAAAAGCGGCAACGAGAAAAAGAGAGCAAAGCAACUUUCGACCUCGAGAAGGAGAUGGGAGUCGAGGAGGAAGUAAAUGAAUUCGACUCGGAACAACUCGACAGCGCUGUUGAAACUGAACUCGUCAUCGGAAACGGUCUUCUGGCCUCAUUUGUGCCUUUGGUGGUGACUCUCUGCCGUUUGCGCCAUUCAGAUCCGAUUCUUGGGCCGCCCAGUCUCCUGGCACUAUGCAAGUUUAUGGCCAUCAGUGUCCACUUAUGCGAGAAACACCUGCAACUACUUUUUACGGUCCUCCGGGAGUCCAGUCUUCCCUCCGUGCGCUCGACGAUUGGGCUCGGCUUGUGCGACCUUAUUGUGCGGUUUCCAAAUGUCCUUGAGCCUUGGACUUCGGACGUCUAUCUCGUUCUCUCCACUGAGGCGGAUGGCGGCGUUCGCUGCGACCUUUUCCGGAUUCUUGCUCAUCUGAUACUGAACGACAUGAUUAAAGUGAAAGGACACAUAACUACUCUGGUUAAAUGCCUGAUUGACAGCAACCAACGAAUACGCAAGCAGGCCAAACAUUUUUUUCACGAGCUUUCCUUGAAGGACAAGGAAAUCUUCAAUCAUCUUCCGGACAUCGUUAGCCAUUUGUCCCAUGAGAACUGCGGGAUGGCUCAGUUUGAAAAAAUAAUGACGGAGCUAUUGGCGUAUGUUUUCAAGGAGCGCGAGAAAGAAGCGCUGGUGGAAAAACUGUGCCAGCGCCUUCGGACCGCCCAAAACGUGAUUCAGGCUCGCCAUUUGACCUUUUGUCUAUCGCGAAUCUCCAUCUCAGAAAAGAGUUGUCAAAGGAUUUUAGAGUCUUAUGACUGCUUUGCCCCGCAUGUAUAUGAUGUCGACGUCUACGAUUACUUUGGCCUCCUGAUAGGCAAAGUUAGGCGGACCGUUAAACCCCAGCUGAAAGAGGAACUCCAACAGCUCAAGGAAAAAAUUGAUAAGGAGCACUUCAAAAGAAGUCGGGACCAAGAACUGGAGGCGCUAUGCCCACGAAAGGCUACGUGGAAACAGACUGUACUGCAGAGCGAAGUCGGAGGAGAAAAUCUAUAUUGCAGCAGUUCCGAAGACGACGGCGGUGCAGAGGUGGCAGGCCUCCACUCCACAGGAGAGGCCUCACAGCUCUCCAAGGAAGACACCUGCAGACAGCCACUCAGCAGCCAUCUCUCCAAAGUGCGGCCAAAGUUCCUCCAGUGAAGAACUAGAGGCUUUGUCAGACGAAAACGGUGAAAAUAUGGAUCCUCAGAAGCCGCCUCGCCGUUUACUUAGAAGAAAAAUCAUUGAUAGUUUUUGCUUUUGAAGUGGUUGUUCGAGAUUAAAAAUAAUUCU